This is a messenger RNA of Aphanomyces invadans, 1468 nucleotides long. RefSeq names its product TKL protein kinase. Gene Ontology annotation, molecular function: ATP binding; protein kinase activity. The record is from RefSeq and is a predicted model, not a curated record. Gene Ontology annotation, biological process: protein phosphorylation. Lineage: Eukaryota; Oomycota; Saprolegniomycetes; Saprolegniales; Verrucalvaceae. The transcript has 5 exons. The coding region runs from base 134 to 1426 and encodes 430 amino acids.
GGUAAAAGGCCGGCACGACAGAGUGCAGUUUGCCAUUAGCCGGCACGGCAAAGUGCAGUUGGCCAGUUCGGUGAGCGAGUUGGGGCACGAAUUGAGACCUUUGUCGGUGCCCCCGACCCGGCAACGAACGCACAUGACGGCCGCCGCGACCGGCGUCCAGCUCGUUCGCGAUGGCGGGGCGUGCGACAGCAACGGCGUGUGUUGGUCGACAUGCUGCUCGCUGCGACAGAACGUGUGCAUCUCGAACGAGUCGUCGUCGUUCGUGGCCGACAACGCCACGGUGGCAUGUCUCGUGGACCCGCCGACGGCAACCAACCCGUCCUAUGCGCCCGACGUCUCUCAAAACGAGACGUUUUACAUCAGUGUUGGCGUCGGCGCCGCCGUGUCGAUCGCGGUCCUUGUCGUGUUUCUGUGGCGCGCGACCAGGGCCGCCGCCACGGACAAACAUGUCGACAUGUCGUCGACCGAUGUGGCCACGAUCCACGGAAGCGACCGCCCGCCCGUGCGGUUGCAGCGACACGGCGCCACGGCCUUGACGUUUUCGGACGCCGACAAACAAAUCCUGGACCCGUACCGCCUCGACAGCUCCAAGCUCGAGCUCAAAGUGUUGCUGGCCACGGGUGGAUACGGGACCGUCUGGCGCGGGCAGUACGACGGCGCUGUCGUUGCCGUGAAAGUUUUGUUUGACGGCCGCAAGUCCGCGGCAGGUGUGUCGAAAUUCAUCGCGGAAGUCGCGCUCCUGGCCACGCUCGUGAAUCCGUACGUUGUGUCGUUUGUCGGGGCGAGCUGGACAACCGUCGAGUCGCUGGCCCUUGUUGUCGAGUACAUGGAUUUGGGCGACCUGUACGACUACCUGCGCACGCACAGCGCGGUCGAGUUUUCGUGGACCGCCAAGCGGCGAUGCGCCGCCGACAUUGUUCGUGGCCUUGUCUACUUGCACGACCGCAACAUCAUCCAUCGCGACGUCAAGUCGAGGAACGUUCUGUUGGACACGGUCAAGCCGUCCAAGUUGUCCGACUUUGGUGUGUCGCGGGAAAUCUCGUCCAAGACCAUGUCACAAGAGGUCGGGACGUAUCUGUGGACCGCGCCCGAGAUUCUGCGGGGCGACCGGUACACCGUGUCGGCCGAUAUCUACAGCUUGGGAGUAUUGCUGGGCGAGCUCGAUUCGCACCAGCCUCCGUUUUACAACGUGACGAUAGAGGACGGCGGGCCGAUGCUGGGCGUGUCGAUCAUGAUGCGAGUGAUGCAAAACCAGCUCCACGUCGACGUGUCGCCGCAGUGUCCCCCUCGGAUUGCGUCCCUGAUUGACCUGUGCACGGGCCAUGGCCCGGCCCAACGGCCGACGGCGGCGCAAGUCCUGGGCGCGUUGGAAGCGUGGGUCGUGGACACCGUCAGGGGCAACGACCUGGAUCUGUGCCGCACAUAGCACACAUUGUGCCUGUUAACUUAACCGUAUUCAAUUAUUCCA